CGUGCCUGCGCCGCCGCCGUCAGGCGUGUCCCAUGGUGCACCGCGCGGGCUGGCUCCUGCCCACAGUUGAGCUCGGCCUCCUCCUCCUCCUCAGCCGAGCAGCCCCCGGGCCAGGCCGACCCCGGGCCCCCCUCCGCGGCGACUGCCCACCUGCCCCGGGGCGCGGGCGGAACAUGCGGCGAGGCCGGCUGCCCCGCGGCGAGGCCGGCGAGUGAGGCCGCGAGGAGAGGCCGGCCGGGGAGGGAGAGGGGCCGGCAGGAAGAGGGGGGCGUCUCCGCCGCCUCUCCCCGCCCGCCUGCCUCGGCUCCCCCCUCCCCAUCGCCUCCUCCCCAGGGGGGCAAUGACAGCGGCUCCGGGACCCUCCCCGCAGCAGAUCAGGGACCGGCUGCUGCAGGCCAUCGACCCCCGCAGCAACCAGAUACAUAACAUGGUGGUGGUACUGGAAGUGAUCUCCAGCUUGGAGAAAUAUCCCAUUACCAAAGAGGUUCUUGAGGAAACGAGACUGGGCAAGUUGAUUAAUGACGUGCGGAAGAAAACCAAGAACGAGGAGUUGGCUAAACGUGCAAAAAAACUGCUCCGAAAUUGGCAGAAGCUGAUCGAGCCUGUAACACAAAAUGAGACUGUCUCAAGGGGGUUAUCAAAUCCACCUGGAUCAGCAAAUGGUGGAGCUCACAACUGCCGCAUGGAAAUCCCCCCUGUGGCUGUGGUAGGAUCCAAGCCCAUUCACGAUGUGAAGAACAGGAAUGAUGUCCAGAAGCUGAACUCUCCGAAAUCAGAGAAGCCAGGCAACCGGAAGCGGAGAGGUGAACCCCACGAUGACCCCCAAGGUGCUCCUCCGUCAAAAGUUUCAAAAGCCAUCUAUGAAGUAUUACAGAACUCUUCCCCGCCCCCCACCAAUGGGAUUGGAGGGAGCCCUGAGAGUUUCCCCAGCCCUCCAGAAGUGACCACCCUGCCUGGGCCAGAAGGUAGUCGAGCAGAGCUGGGUGAAAAUGACAAGCUCAGUAAGAUUCCAGUGAAUGCGGUCAGGCCCCACACGAGCUCUCCAGGGCUCUUCAAAUCUUCUGGAACUUCCUUGUUGCUCAAGACAGCAGUGAUGCAGCAACAGCAGCAGCAGGAGAGAGUGGAGGAGGCUGCUAGCCAGCUGCGGAGCCCCUGCCGCUCUUCGUUCUGUCCCAGGCACGUCAGGCUGGAAACUCUGGCUCGUCAGCACGCCACAUGCUCUCCGAAGGGCUCUGUGCCGCCUUCGUCUCUGAGGCCUCCCCUCUUGGAUGCUGCAGUGGCAGUGCCCUUAUCACCACCUCUUUCUCUGACACACCCGCCAACGCCGCCAACGCUGGCCAAGAGGCUGGAGGCAGCUCAGCCGGUGGGCCCAGAGCCGCCUCUGCAUUCCCAGGAGCAGCAGACAGCCCCCGAGAGCCAACACUGGCUUGCCACAGGACUAUCCCCUGGCGAUGGGAGCAGCCUGCACCUUGCUGAGUCCUUGGCUGACCUCUCGCCAGACACCUCAAAGAUGGACAGCGACAGCACUGCAUCGGGGUCCGACAGCAGGAAGAAGAAAAAAUACCGGCCUAAAGACUACGUGGUCAACUUGGAUGGGCAGGCGCUAGAAGCAGGUGUGAAGCCCGUCCGGUUAAAAAAGGAGAGGCGGCUCACCUUCGACCCCAAGACGGGCGAGAUCAAACCUUUGGCACAGAGGGACUCUCUGCAGGCGGACCUCACUCUUGCCCAGCCGCACAGGACAGACUCUGACAGGCAGGAGCAAGCCCCGCCCCUGCUGCAGAGCCCCUUCGAACAAACUAAUUGGAAAGAAUUGUCCAGGAAUGAAAUCAUUCAGUCCUACUUGGAUAGGCAGAGUACCUUGCUGUCCUCUUCGGGAGUGCAAACUCCAGGGGCCCCCUACUUCAUGUCUCAAUAUUUAAAGCAAGAGGAAAGCACUAGGAGGGAAGCCAGAAAGACCCAUGUUCUGGUUCCUGUCAGCAGCAAACCCACAAACUUGCCUGGGGUGACACGAGAGGUCACAAGGGAGGACCUCAACAGAAUAUCUGACCACCACUGGCCGGGUGUGAAUGGUUGCUAUGAUACACAGGGUAACUGGUAUGAUUGGACGCAGUGCAUAUCGCUAGACCCACACGGGGAUGACGGGCACCUCAACAUCCUGCCUUAUGUCUGCCUAGACUGAGUACAGUUUUGCUAAGAAGCUUUUUACACUGGCAGAUAGUAAAACGGGCAGGUGCUGAACCACCCCCAAAUCCCCACCCUACCCCGUUGCGCUGAAACAGGCUUACCAGGCAGAGGGUAUGUACAAGACCUGGAUUCUGGCUGUUCCUCUUUUUUUGUGAGGAGCUGCCACCAGUUUACUAACACAUUUUGCAAAGGAAGGCAUAAUAAAGGUUGAUUUAAAAACACACAGAGAUGGUAGAGUUCCCAACUCUCUAGCAAGCCAGCCCUUAAAGAGUUAGUCCCCACGAGGUGAGAGGUGUUUCCAGCACUCUUGAGAAUGCCAGAACCUGAAGACAGGCAGGCACAGGCGGGCAUUGUGGAAGUGGAACAUUGACACACUAGGUGAGUCUAUUUAUUUGUAUUUGAUUUGGUUUUUCUUUUUUCUUGUUAAGAAAUAUAAUAUGGCCGUGAGAUAUCGGGAAACGAUCUGUGCAGAACUGUCCGUUGCCUCUUGUUUGCAUUGCAGCUGCACACCAGCUGAGCAGUCCCUCGGUGCAGAAGUUUGGUUGGCCACAAUGUGUUGUGCUACAAGUCCGGUGGGGAGGGGAGAGGACAGUCUGCAGCCCUGCCUGCCUUAGGUGGUGCUGCCGCUGGAUCUGGGUUUACGUCAGCUCGGUCUGAAAGAUGCUGCAGAAAAUGUGACCGCUCUCCUGGCAUCCCACCAGCCGGCGUGCAUAUGCGCUCCCUGGGAACAUUACGUGGGGGAGCGAGGGAAGAAUGAUUUUUGUUUGUUUCUUUUUUUAAAAAAUCGAGAAGUACUGGCCGAGGGUGCUACUAGUUUGUAAAUGUCCUGUGAAGGGGGAAAUGGGAGCCUGUUUGUAUGCUGGAAAUAUACUUGUUACCAUUCCUUUAGAUAUUGUUUGCCUUACGGAUACCCAUCACAAAUGCGAUUUGCAAAAACAGAGCCUUAGUGAAUGUACAGUACCUAGACUUCUGUGUUCCUGAGACACAGAAGGAGCAACUUUGCUAUUGGUCCUUUAAGUGGACACGUUGUGAUAUAAAUGUGGAAAUAAAACGAAAUUUGCACAAAA
Messenger RNA from Sphaerodactylus townsendi, 3251 nucleotides. RefSeq names its product mediator complex subunit 26 (gene MED26). The record is from RefSeq and is a predicted model, not a curated record. The transcript is spliced from 3 exons. Gene Ontology annotation, biological process: regulation of transcription by RNA polymerase II; positive regulation of gene expression. Gene Ontology annotation, cellular component: mediator complex; core mediator complex; nucleus. Gene Ontology annotation, molecular function: transcription coregulator activity. NCBI's taxonomy places the organism in Eukaryota, Metazoa, Chordata, Lepidosauria, Squamata, Sphaerodactylidae. The coding region runs from base 341 to 2179 and encodes 612 amino acids.